Molecule: messenger RNA, 898 nt
Organism: Erigeron canadensis
Lineage: Eukaryota; Viridiplantae; Streptophyta; Magnoliopsida; Asterales; Asteraceae
Product: F-box protein GID2-like
Exons: 1
Coding region: 39-635 (198 amino acids)
Biological process (GO): regulation of gibberellic acid mediated signaling pathway
Cellular component (GO): SCF ubiquitin ligase complex
Molecular function (GO): protein binding
Source: RefSeq, a predicted model, not a curated record
UUUCAACAUUCAAACACACAAAUACAAACCAAAAAAAUAUGAAAAGAUCAUUAUCCUUAUCUCAAUCCAAAGAUCAAAUUUCGUUAUCUAAUGAUAAAAAUGAUCACAAAAUGAAAAAGAUCAAAACAUCAUCAUUACCCGAGGAAGAUGAUCAUGUCCUAGAAGAGGUUUUGUCAGACGAAAAUUUGCUUUUUGAGGUUUUAAAACAUGUUGAUGCAAAAACAUUAGGUACCGCUAGUUGUGUUAGCAAACAAUGGAAUGUAACUGCUCAAGACGAGCGUUUAUGGGAGAUGAUCUGUACACAACACUGGACAAACAUGGGAUGUGGUCAAAAACAACUUCGGUCAGUUGUCCUCGCACUUGGUGGGUUUCGAAGUUUACAUGCUCAUUAUUUAUGGCCUUUAUCUAAGCCGUCCAUUUCCACCUCCGUAUCCCCGUCGUCUUCUUCGAUAACCGUUGCCGCGGCUUCUAGAUCAUUGUGGCCGUGUCUACCACCUACACGUACAAUUGGUCUCUCGAAGCCGGUUGUUGCACCAAAAACUCGUUGGGGAAAGGAUGAGGUUCAACUCUCAUUGUCUCUUCUUUCGAUACGAUAUUAUGAGAAGAUGAGUUGCAACAACAACCGAAAGAAAUAAAAUUUGUUGUGACGUUUUUUAAAGUAAAAUGUGUAAAGGAAAUUCUGAUGCUGACACACGUCUUGAUAUAUUUAGCGUAACAAUCUCUUGUGAUACAAAAUAUACCGAGACGGUAUCAACAUUAUAUUUUCUACACAUUUUAAGUUAAAUGUCUAUUUUUAGCUAAUCUUAAUUGUCAUUUGUCACUUUAUUAGGGGUUUCUUUUUAGUUAUUAAUGCAUGUUUGUAAUUUCAAGUAUGAAAUGUUAUAUAUGUUUUCCCAGA